Messenger RNA from Pseudomassariella vexata, 3311 nucleotides. RefSeq lists its product as uncharacterized. The transcript has 3 exons. NCBI's taxonomy places the organism in Eukaryota, Fungi, Ascomycota, Sordariomycetes, Amphisphaeriales, Pseudomassariaceae. Gene Ontology annotation, molecular function: 3-dehydroquinate dehydratase activity; 3-phosphoshikimate 1-carboxyvinyltransferase activity; shikimate 3-dehydrogenase (NADP+) activity. Bases 413 to 2866 code for a protein of 817 amino acids. Gene Ontology annotation, biological process: chorismate biosynthetic process. The record is from RefSeq and is a predicted model, not a curated record.
UCGGGUGGUUUCAAUUAUGGGAGAACAUUCUCACUGCUGUCGAUGCUGUUGCCGGACCUAAAAAAAAUCGGUGUCACGUAACAGCGAACGAGAAUCGAAUGACCGUCCUUAAGCUGUGGCUCUGAGGAAUAAUUCAUAGCUGAUCAGUAUUUGAUGAUGUCUGUACAAUUGGUUUCAGAAAGCCCUGGCCGAGACCUCUGACUUGGUCGUAUCUUCGAACUUCACAAGCGACAACCCCUAUUACUAUCAAUAGCCCUUCUUUCAUCUCAUAUAUCCGUCCUAGGGGAGAGCAUCGUGGACCACAUCAGAUCAUCAAAUAGAUGACCUAGACAACGGUAGGUGAUCAGUUACGCUGUCCCUCCAGCCUACUCUGAACACAAACCGGCACUCGCCGAGGAAUCAAAGGGUCUCCAUGAUGGCGGACUGUCCUUUCGUCAAUCUUUGCCCGAUGAAUCAGCCUGUAAUGGCCACUCAGUCUGUUGUUCCAAAUCGCAGGAUAUUUCACCAAGAUGCUUCUAUCAUUCUCGUUGGGUGUCGCGGCGCAGGGAAACGCACCCUGGGGUUUAUUGGCGCUACCUAUUUGCGUCGCCGCCUUCUCACCGAGGAUCACUAUUUCGAACAAGCCACCGGUUGCAACCGGGCCAAGUUUAUUGAGAAUUACGGCAGGCAAGCCUUCAUUGACCAGCUGGCGUUGGUCUCGGCUCAGGUACUGCAGUCGAACCGCUCCAACUGUGUGAUCGAAUGUGGAAUGGGAACCUUGAGUCGAGAGAUACAGGAGCUUCUCCUUCAGUUGUCGCAAACCAACCCGGUCAUCUAUGUCCACCGAGAUAAAGAGGACAUAUACAAGCUUCUGAGGUUGUCUGUUACUGACGCCGAACGGCUGUUCUUGGCAGACCAGAAACACCGCGAUUGCGCCAAUCUGGAAUACUACAAUCUGUUCGAUCCAAGUGGCGAGGGUAUUACUGCCCCAGAGAACAAUGUGAGAUCAGUUUCGAGAACCUCGGCGAGGUUACUACAGGUUAAGGAGGACUUCACCAAGUUCCUUGACCUGAUAUCUGGGCAAGGCCUUUUGCGACACUGGGUCGAGAACCCCUUCGCAAUUAAUGCAAUACCUCCCGAGUACAGGGCACACUCCUAUAUACUGCGGCUGCGACUUUCGGACCUCCUUGGUCAAGAAAUUGAUUUGACCGAGCUUCAGCCAGGAGGGGAUGCAGUGGAGCUUAUCAUUGACACCUGGCCAGCCAAUAUCAUGGACAACAUAGCCGCACAGGUUGCCCUCAUUCGCCGCAAGCUAGACUUGCCAGUCAUUUAUCAUGUAGAGGAGACCUCGCGGGACGGACACCAGCGUCCACAGGACGAAAGAGAUGCGAUGGAUACACAGCUGUUACUCCACGGCCUCCGGCUAGGGGUUGAAUAUCUCAGUGUCGAUCUGCGGAGAAGCGAUAAGUUGGUAAAUCGUGUUCUCGAGAUGCGUGGCAGAACCAAAGUGAUUGCCAAUUUCACCAUGAGAGGAAUUGGCGCUCCUCAGUGGUCAGAUGCCGUCUAUUUGGACCAUUACCAGCGUGCUCAAGCUCUUGGCUGCAGCAUUGUCCGCUUCGCGAGAUUCUGCGCCCACGACAGGAACGACGAGCUUCGGCAGGUCCUUUUGGAUAGAGUCAACGCAUUACCGGAUCCAAAACCUCACCUCGUUGCCUACGAGUUCUCUAUUCUUGGCUUGUUAAAUGGGCAGCCUAACGAACGGGGCCAGAAGACGCCAUUUCAAAGCCUAACAUUCAAUCCGAUUGGCCACGACUCGCUUGAACCUCUUACUCGGGAUCUUAUCGCUGGUGUGAACACAGUCCGGGGAGCUCUGCGCCUCAUGUUUCGCCACGGAUACCUUGAAACUCUCAAAUUCUAUACCCUAGGUCAAAAGGUGUACUACUCGGCAAGCCCCGCAAUGCACCGAGCCGCAUACGACUUGCUCAUGAUGCCUCAUUCGUUCGAUGCCAGACAAUGCACCGAUCUUGACGAAUUAGACUGGAUCCGAUGCGAGCCAAACUUCGGAGGUGCUUCUCUGACAGCACCGUUCAAGGUGGCCAUGAUGCCGCGAAUCGAUCAUCUCAGUGCACAUGCUACUGCCAUUGGGGCGGUAAAUACUCUCCUGCCACUCCGCGGACAAACUUCAUCGAUACUUGACCAUGCCAAUACUCGCAAUAGAGCAGGUGCAACAAGGAAAUGCUACGGCGACAACACGGACUGGAGCUCUAUCAUGACAUGUUUGCGUAGAGCUAUCAGUCCGAGAAAUGCGGUCCAGCCCUCACGAACAACCGGCCUUGUGAUCGGGGCCGGAGGAAUGGCUCGUGCAGCCAUCUAUGCCCUGAUCAAGCUCGGCUGCCGGAAGAUCUUCAUCCACAAUCGAACAAAGGCGAAUGCUGAAAAGGUUGCCGAGCACUUCAACAAAUGGGCUCAGGGGCAGGGACUUGUGGGCACCCAAAUAUGCCAUGUGCUUGGCUCAUCAAAUCAGCCAUGGCCUGAAGGGUACCAACAGCCGACUAUGAUCAUAUCUUGUAUUGCAACUGCGGUUGAUUUUGAUGGAAACUAUGUCGAGUAUCAAAUACCCGAGCAAUGGUUGAAAAGCCCCACGGGAGGAGUGGUAGUCGAGUUGGCUUAUGAGCCUUUGAUCACCUCAUUGAUCACACAAAUGCGGCACAUCCGCGAAUCCGGCGCUACGUCGUGGGUCAUUGUUGAUGGCUUAGAGGUGGUGUGUGAAAUGGCCAUAGAAGCCUUUGAACUAAUGACGGGCGUAAAAGCGCCCAAGAAGUUGAUGCGAAAGGUAUGCAAUGAGACGUGGGAGAAUAACUUCUCCCCGUUUGAGCCUCGUCGAUAGGGACAACUCGGUCCUUGGGGGCAUGGUAUUGACACUCUUGGGCUACUUGCUCUCGAUUCUGUAUACCCUGGGGAAUUACCGCGAUAAAGGUAAGGUAUGCAAAUGCCUGACCCAUUAGUGCAACAAUGGCAUACCUGCCAGCUCUAGAUGUCAGCACUUCGGGGGAUCAUUUUGCCCUGGCUGAUACUAGAUCCGUGACAAAAUGGAUUACCAAUCACAGUGCGUUACCUGAAAGAUUGAUAGGUACUGUGAACUAAUUAGACUAGGAAUUUGAUAGGAUUUGGUAGGAUUGGGUGGAAUUCAAAGAGGCUUUGCCGACCAACGAGAACUACAUGCUGCAAUGAAAAUAGGGGCGUGACAGGAUAAACGGCACACCGAGGGUAGAAUAAUAUCGAAUAGCCAAAUAUUCCGGUAUAUUUAUUAGAAAUAUCGAAGUGAUUCCAAC